ACUGUCUCCUCUGACCACUCUUCAAAUGUACCAUUAAAACCACAAGUGUAACUGGAGCAUCAUAUGAAUUCAUACAUGUUUGUUUUCUUCCUACCACCCAUAUUUUUCUAGGAGUUUCCAGAGAAAACCAGACCGGUGAACUUCAAACAUGAUUUGUUCCAAUGUCCGGACAUGAGUCCCUCCCCUUCGGUCCCCAAUUCAGUUGAGUUUGUGAAGGCGGCUGACAUCAAAGUAAUCGCUGCCCUGGGAGAUUCCCUGACAACUGCGAUUGGUGCCAAUGCUACCAAUGUCCUUGGUAUUCCCAUUGAGUUCCGCCAUGUGUCAUGGAGCAUUGGAGGCCAUGGGUCUUUUAGCGAUGUCAUCACACUGGCAAACAUCAUCAAGCUCUUCAACCCCAACGUGAUUGGCCCUGCCAUGUGCAAGACAGUUCAUGGAAGCCCCGCCCCUCUCAGUGAGACAGGCUUCAACCUGGCCGUGACAGGACACAAUACUUUCAAUCUCCCUGGGCAGACAAGACACCUCAUUGAUACUUUGAGAAAGUUUGAGGACCUGAACUUUGAGGAGGACUGGAAGCUUCUGACCAUUCUUAUAGGCAUGAAUGAUAUUUGUGAUUACUGCAAAGAUAAGACUCUUUUUUCAGUGGACAAUUUCAUUCACUAUAUGACCGUCUCCUUGGAGAUGCUAAUGAAUGAGGUACCACGAAUGAUAGUGAAUGUGGUUCAGAUCUUACCCAUGGAGACCCUGAGGGAAGUCCAUAAGCCCACACCUGGCUGCCUGCUCCAGAGGUCGUUCUGCUCCUGCCUCAUAAAGCCAGUGGCAAGUUCCCCUGAACUCAGGGAGCUAGUGGAGGUCAAUUUACAGUUCCAGAAGAGACUGGAGCUGCUUCUCUACAGUCAGCGCUUCUUCAGGGAGGACUUUGCUGUCAUUCUUCAGCCCUUCCUGAAACAUGCUGACCCUCCUCGCCUUCCGGAUGGGAAGAUCGACAUGACUUUCUUCACUCAUGACUGCUUUCACUUUACAAUAAAGGGCCAUGAGGAGCUCGCCAAAGGCUUGUGGAACAACAUGUUCCAACCUGAAGGAGGCAAAUCUGUUGUUGGCAGCUUUUCUGACCCCAUCGAUCUGAUAUGCCCAUCCAUGGAUCAUCCAUACAUCUACACCAGACCAGGCGCAGCCCCAACAAACCAGCCAACCGUACCCAACGACCCCAGAUCGGCAGGCUCUGGGAAGACAGACAUCCAUUUUUAUUUCCUGGUUUUAACAAGUGUUCUGGCAGGGCAGUCCAUUACAUUAGCCUUGCUGUAGCCCUCCUCUUCAAAUCUUCAGUCAAACCUGAACUAUGUUUUAUACAGUAACAUAUGGGGUGGCUAAAAUGCAUUUUUCGAGAAAAACAACAACUGUCAAUAUCCAUACGAUUGAGUAAAUUUAGAGGUAGGUGCAUGCACAAACAAACAAUGUUGGGGUAAAUGUAAUUGGUGCCCAUUGCGUGCUUUAUCAUGCACUGAACACAAGAGGGGGGCAUUGAUCUACAGCCAACAUUACCAGUUAAUCUACAAAUUACGUGCCAUUGAGGAUGUGUUUUUGACUGAUAUUGAACCAUUGAUCCAAAAUGUAGUGACUAUGAAGCAGACAUAAUUGUGAAAAUAAAUGUUAAUCAAAUCAAAGGUUUGCAGUGCAGACCAAAACUGCAGAGCAGACCACCUGGGAUCAGUGCUAAAAGAAUGAAGUGUGCAUUUAAAAAUAAGUGUCCUAUCCUGGCCUUUAACAUGGAACUGUCAAUAAACAACACAUGCAUUAACCAUUUAAUCGCAGUCCACAUUUGGAAAGAAAAUCACAAUCGAAACGGAACAAAAGAGGCAGGUGAGGGCUAAA
Osmerus eperlanus (European smelt) is the source of this 1869-nucleotide messenger RNA. RefSeq names its product phospholipase B1, membrane-associated. The record is from RefSeq and is a predicted model, not a curated record. Gene Ontology annotation, cellular component: brush border membrane. Gene Ontology annotation, biological process: phospholipid metabolic process. Gene Ontology annotation, molecular function: A2-type glycerophospholipase activity; phosphatidylcholine lysophospholipase A1 activity; retinyl-palmitate esterase activity. The transcript is spliced from 14 exons. NCBI's taxonomy places the organism in Eukaryota, Metazoa, Chordata, Actinopteri, Osmeriformes, Osmeridae. Bases 172 to 1302 code for a protein of 376 amino acids.